Purpureocillium takamizusanense is the source of this 1611-nucleotide messenger RNA. RefSeq names its product glycosylphosphatidylinositol anchor biosynthesis (gene GPI8). Gene Ontology annotation, biological process: protein localization to cell surface; proteolysis; attachment of GPI anchor to protein. Gene Ontology annotation, molecular function: GPI-anchor transamidase activity. The transcript is spliced from 2 exons. NCBI's taxonomy places the organism in Eukaryota, Fungi, Ascomycota, Sordariomycetes, Hypocreales, Ophiocordycipitaceae. Bases 159 to 1322 code for a protein of 387 amino acids. The record is from RefSeq and is a predicted model, not a curated record. Gene Ontology annotation, cellular component: GPI-anchor transamidase complex.
GCCAUCAGUCAACCUCGCACCAUCAGCCACCAUUGUCGACCGCAACCUUUUCGUACUGGUGUGUCUUCGAUGGACACAAGCCACGAUAACGGGACGCGGUAGACUCGAAAGCGGCCGCCUUCCUGCCACGAUCAAACAUUCGUCCAUCGCUACCCGGGAUGAAGCUGCUCGACAUGCGCUUGCCCGCCCUAGCGGCGCUGGCCAUGUUCGCGUCCAUGGCCAUGAGCGAACACACGAGCAACUGGGCUGUGCUGGUGUGCACGUCGCGAUUCUGGUUCAACUAUCGGCACCUCGCCAACGUACUGUCCAUGUACCGGACCGUGAAGAGACUGGGCAUCCCGGACUCGCAGAUCAUCCUGAUGCUGCCGGACGACAUGGCGUGCAACCCGCGCAACGCGUUCCCCGGAACCGUGUACAGCAACUCGGAUCGCGCAGUGGAUCUGUACGGCGACAACAUCGAAGUGGACUAUCGCGGGUACGAGGUGACGGUGGAGAACUUCAUCCGGCUGCUGACGGACCGCGUGGGCGCCGAGAUGCCGCGCAGCAAGCGCCUAUUGACCGACGACCGGAGCAACAUCCUCGUGUACAUGACGGGCCACGGGGGAAACGAGUUUCUGAAAUUUCAGGAUGCCGAGGAGAUUGGUGCAUACGACCUCGCGGACGCGUUUGAGCAAAUGUGGGAAAAGAAGAGGUACCAUGAGAUUCUCUUCAUGAUCGAUACCUGCCAGGCGAACACCAUGUACAGCAGGCUAUAUUCACCAAACAUCAUCGCCACCGGCUCCUCCGAGCUAGACCAGUCCUCGUACUCGCACCAUGCCGACAACGAUGUCGGCGUCGCCGUCAUCGACCGCUAUACGUACUACAACCUGGAGUUCUUAGAGAGCCAAGUUCAGGAUCUGAACAGCCCCAAGACGGUGGGUGAUUUGUUCGACAGCUACGACUAUGAGAAGAUCCAUUCCCAUGCCGGCGUCCGAUACGACCUGUUUCCCGGAGGGGCAGAGGCGGCUCGCAGCAGGCUCAUCACCGACUUCUUUGGCAACAUUCAGAACGUCGAAGUGGACCGCGCCAAGGAUUCGGCGCUGGAGGAGCAGCUCCUGGAGCUAAGCAAGAUGAUCUCCUCGUUGAGAGAAAAGGAUGCUGAGGAAGACGGAGCGAGCAAGAACGUGACGUCUGUUCCCGCUAGCAUGCCGACGGAACCCGCCAAGAAGCUUCAGGGAGCAACAGCGCUGACAGAGGAUAACUGGUGGACCAAGAAGGUCGUUGGGGCGUCGGCCCUGGCUGGAUGCGCUCUGCUUUGGGGGCUGGGAUCGUUCUUGGAAUGAGAGCACUCGUUCGACGUGCGUUUGUUGAACUACGGGACGUGGUUCAGAGGCUCCUUGAUGCAAGUCAUCGAUUCCUUGGGGCCGGGGUCAAGGUCUGUUCGACAAGGCGGGCGGACUCUGAUGGCGAGCUUGACCAUCACAUCAAGGACCUUCGUGGUGUUCAGGACUGAUUUGGUGUAUUUCAGCGUAAUGCAAGGGUGCUUUCUGCAUUGUUUGAAGAAUCAUGGGAUGCAUGCAGUCUACGCUUGGUAUUUUAUCACUUAGCAGAAUAUACCGGAACGUGUUUAUA